Messenger RNA from Neltuma alba, 378 nucleotides. RefSeq names its product probable inactive dual specificity protein phosphatase-like At4g18593. Gene Ontology annotation, biological process: protein dephosphorylation. The record is from RefSeq and is a predicted model, not a curated record. The transcript has 2 exons. Gene Ontology annotation, molecular function: protein tyrosine/serine/threonine phosphatase activity. Lineage: Eukaryota; Viridiplantae; Streptophyta; Magnoliopsida; Fabales; Fabaceae. Bases 52 to 378 code for a protein of 108 amino acids.
UUUUAAACUUGCAGAAUAUUAAACAUUUACAUCGUUGAUCAGUGAAUCCAAAUGGCUGGAACUGUUAGCUCUGAGUCGAAGACCACAGAAAAGGCUCACCUUAUUUACCGGUGCAAGAAAUGCCGAAGAAUUGUAGCUUCAGAUGAGAAUAUUGUUUCCCAUGAGCGGGGAAAAGGAGAAGCAAGUUUCAAAUGGAAGAAGAGAAAUGAGAACACAGAUAAGCAACCAGUGGAUUGUACCUCAGUAUUUGCUGAACCCAUGAAGUGGAUGCAAACAGUUAAUGAGGGCCAUGUAGAGGAAAAACUUUUCUGUUUGGGAUGCAAUGCUCAUUUGGGUUACUUCAACUGGGCAGGUAUGCAGUGUAGCUGUGGAGCAUGA